Messenger RNA from Thalassophryne amazonica, 1287 nucleotides. RefSeq lists its product as uncharacterized. Bases 32 to 1216 code for a protein of 394 amino acids. The record is from RefSeq and is a predicted model, not a curated record. Lineage: Eukaryota; Metazoa; Chordata; Actinopteri; Batrachoidiformes; Batrachoididae. The transcript is spliced from 8 exons.
UGUAAUUCAUGUAUUCAUUGUGUGUACAUAGAUGCCUCGUGGCAAGUCCCACCGUCGCUCCGAGGCAGCCAGGAGGAGGAUGGCGGAGUGUCGGACUGAGGUUCUCGGACCUCAGUCAGCCUCCAGUGAUACUAGUCACAAGUUGGUCAUUCCUGCUGAGGUCCCAGACAAGAAGUUUGUUCUUGUUGUUGGGGCAUCCCAUCUGCGCUCCCUUGCAGAUGGGAUUGUGCCGAUGCCAGAAGAUCGCUACAGCUUUGACUUCAUGUCGACUCCAGGGGCGUACGCGGACCACCUUAGGACUGAAGUUGUUCACGCUGUUCUUCCUCGGACCCCUGAUGCUGUUUGUCUCAUUGCCCCUGGAAACAACCUGACGGCCUGCACCACGCCCGAGCACGGGGGCGCAGCUUUUCACUGCUACCUGGUGACUGUCUGCAACAGCUGGCCGACUGCACAGGUUUUCGUUGUGGACCGCGUCCCACGCUUGACGGUCCCGGGGGAUGUUCAAGAGUUUUUCCGUCAGGAAUUUCACCGCGUGUCAGCUCGCCUUGGUAUGUUUGAAAUUAAUGAUGAUGCUGUUCUAAACACUUGUAUGGUGGCUUAUGAGAAUUAUAUUUUAAAUAUAAUUGAUAUAUUAUUAGACCCAUUAUGGUUUUCUAAUAAGAAAGUUGACAUUGCCUUUUUGAAAGGUGUUAAGUACUAUCACCACGCUGGCCGCUUCCCCCUGAACAACCGGAAGCUGUGGUGCCAUGAUGGUGUGCACCUCAGUGAUGACAAGGGGAUGCUCCUCCUCGUGGACUCACUGUUGGCUGCCACCACCCACCACCUGGAGACACUGGCACCUACACGACAGCUGUCGCGCCCAGUGUCUCCCACGCCUAAACCCAGGCCUCGGCCACGGGUUGUACCACGUGUGGUUGUGGUCGGGGAGGUCCCUGUUCCACGUCCCCCCCUCCCUGAGUGGACAUCUGUGGAGCCAGGCAGGAAGUUGGCUGUCCACUCCAGUGACCAUGAGCGUGGCUCUGGUUCACCCCAGAAGAGGGUGGUUCAUCAUGUGGUGGAUGGCGCUCCAGUGGCCGUGAGGGAGUGUUUCAUUCCAGUGAAUCCUGUCCAGUUUUCACCGGCUGUGUUGGCUGCCGUGGACAAGGUUGUUCCAUCGGCUCUUGGCGGCGUUCCCACAGGCAAUGAGGUAAUUAACCUGAAAGUUACUUCUGAUUGAUUACAUAUUAGUAAAUUUGCUUUCCUUUCUUUACACUUGGAAUAAUACAAUAAUGUUUCUCUAUAAGGGGU